UCAUCAAAGCAUCAUUCAAAACAAAGAAGGAGGGGAUCUUAAUGAAUAUUAUCCAAUGUUAUGCACCCACCAAUGAUAGCAACGACGAAAUUAAAGAUCAGUUCUACGAGCGGCUGCAGUCAAUCAUUGAGAAAUGCCCAAGAAAGGACCUAACUAUUCUGAUGGGAGAUCUAAAUGCCAAAGUCGGAAUAGACAACACUGGGUAUGAAGAUAUUAUGGGAUGACAUGGACUGCGAGAGAGGAACGAAAAUGGAGAAAGAUUUGCAAAUUUGUGUGCAUUCAACAAAUUGGUCAUAGGAGGCACAAUAUUUCCACACAAGCGUAUACACAAGGCUACAUGGAUCUCACCGGACCACACUACAGAGAACCAAAUAGAUCAUAUUUGCAUCAACAAAAAAUUCCGAAGGACAAUGGAAGAUGUGAGAACCAGGAGAGGUGCUGACGUAGCUUCAGAUCACCACCUAGUUGUAGCCAAUUUGAAACUGAAGCUAAAAAAGAACUGGACAAGUGGACAAACAGCAAUACAAAGGUUCAAUACAGCCUUCCUUCGAGAUACUGAUAAACUCAAUGAAUUCAAGAUAGCUCUCAACAACAGGUUUCAAGCCUUACAAGAUCUACUGAAAAAGAGAAGAAACUACUAUGGAGGACAACUGGAAAGGCAUCAACGAAGCAUUAACUUCAACGUGUCAAGAGGUUCUCGGUCUAAAGUAAUACCAUCAUAAGGAAUGGAUCUCUACAGAAACACUGGACAAGAUCAAAGAAAGGAAGAACAAGAAGGCAGCAAUAAACAACAGCCGAACACGAGCAGAGAAAGUCCAAGCACAAGCUGAAUACAAAGAAGCAAACAAACAAGUGAAGAGGAGCAUUAGAGCCGACAAGAAGAAAUACGUGGAAGAACUAGCAACGACGGCAGAAAAAGCUGCUAGAGAAGGAAAUAUGAAGCAGCUUCACGAUACAACGAAGAAACUAGCAGGGAAAUACAGUAAACCAGAGAGGCCGGUCAAAGACAAAGAAGGCAGGAAAAUCACCGAAAUUCAACAACAGCGUAACAGAUGGGUAGAAUACUUCGAGGAACUCCUGAAUAGGCCGGCUCCAAUGAAUCCACCGAACAUCGAAGCAGCACACAUA
Schistosoma haematobium is the source of this 1128-nucleotide messenger RNA. RefSeq lists its product as uncharacterized. The transcript has a single exon. The record is from RefSeq and is a predicted model, not a curated record. Bases 411 to 722 code for a protein of 103 amino acids. Lineage: Eukaryota; Metazoa; Platyhelminthes; Trematoda; Strigeidida; Schistosomatidae.